AUGGCGUUUCGCAUUGUUCUCACGGCGGGCUUCCUGCUCGGCCAAGUCUCAGCGAAUGCUCCUUUAGCGAGGACGCCGCUUGCUAGUACACCUGUUGCUGCUCAGCCCUCAAUUGUCUGUAGAACAGAGUUGGGAACAGAGUCGGUGGCGGUGAUCCCGACGUCUACAGUCACCCACACGUCCUAUGAUACGCAUCCCGUUGUGGUCUACUCGACCCUUCAGGAUACUGUUACGGUGACACCCAGCGCAUCAUGGCGAUCGUUGACAGAAUACGCAACCAGCACCGUCACAGUCACCGCUGACACAAUUACAGACACAUUCUCCACUACCUCGACGCAGUACAGCACUGCAACAAGUACGCUCACCUUACCACCCGUCACAUCUACCUCUACGAGUACCAUCUCGGUUCUCUCAACUACCACCUCCACUAUUAGUGCCGCAGCUGGUGUGACCCCGAUUGCAGACACCUUGGCAGCUCCAACUGCCGCUAAGCGGGAGCUGUCUGGGAAUUCCGAGGACAGUUGUCCCAAUUGGGAUGACGACUACCAGUAUGCUACAGCUGUUGAGUGUGUGGCGACUGUCGUGGUCAGGACCACAACCACCUCGACUCUCACUGAAUCUCCAGCAACGCUAACUGCUGCUGAGCCGACGAGCACCACGAUAACCACUAGCACAGUUACAAGCAGCUCAACGGUGCUUCCAAGCGACGCUUCUACUACGCUCAGCUACUCCACGCUCUUAACGGUCACGGAGACUUCCACCGCUCCGGCAGUGACGAGUACCGUAACAUCAAGCACAACAGUCAUUUCGGGCGUGACCACCACUUCUUUCUACGCGGCCUGUGCCACCAACAACAUUGCUUCCAGCCCGUUGUCCUCGGACUUUGGCUCCCUAGCCGGAAAGACCAUCUUUGCGAUCGAAUUAACCAACAUCCCCGGCUCGACCGUAUCGACCGUUUCCAAAACCUCGCAAUACGAUUGUUGUGUUGCUUGCCAGCAAAACGCUCAAUGUGCAUUUUCAUACAUGUUUACUGGCCUGCAAUUUUGUUAUAUGAUGACAACGACCUCAUGUUCAUCGGAAACUUAUGGUUAUGUCGACGUUCACAGUUCUACUGACGGUGCCAUUACUGUGUCCAAUGGACCCUGCGGUCAUCUUCUUUCCCAUUGA
Talaromyces amestolkiae is the source of this 1167-nucleotide messenger RNA. RefSeq lists its product as uncharacterized. NCBI's taxonomy places the organism in Eukaryota, Fungi, Ascomycota, Eurotiomycetes, Eurotiales, Trichocomaceae. The record is from RefSeq and is a predicted model, not a curated record. Bases 1 to 1167 code for a protein of 388 amino acids. The transcript has a single exon.